Molecule: messenger RNA, 1218 nt
Organism: Choloepus didactylus (southern two-toed sloth)
Lineage: Eukaryota; Metazoa; Chordata; Mammalia; Pilosa; Megalonychidae
Gene: ZNF843
Product: zinc finger protein 843
Biological process (GO): regulation of DNA-templated transcription
Molecular function (GO): RNA polymerase II cis-regulatory region sequence-specific DNA binding; DNA-binding transcription factor activity, RNA polymerase II-specific
Source: RefSeq, a predicted model, not a curated record
AUGUCUGCAUUGCCCCUGCUGAGUCGCCAACAUCCCAAAUGGGACAGGCACGAGAGCCUCAUGGAAGGCCAGGCACGGUUCUCGCGGGAGGAGCUCGAUCGGGGGCGGGGCCAGCGCGUACGCGCGGCUCAGACUCCGCCCUUUCCCCCGCCCUCACGCCGACAGGGACUCAGCAGCAUCCCCUCCCCGGAGCAGGUCGCGCAGCUGCAAGAGACGCGGCUUCGGGGCCGUGACUACGCGGGAGUUGGGACCCUCUGCAACGCCGCCGAUGACUUUCCCGGAGCUGAGAUCUGGUCCUCUCCCGAGAGUGGAGGUGGCUGGCCUCCGCUCGGCUGCAGCUCGGGUCUGGGAAUGAGAAUGAAGACAAGCCUAUUCAAGAGGAAGAGCCCAGUGAUGGAGAAUAUCAAGGACUAUUUCCAAGAACAGUGCCAUCAGUUUAUAGGCUCAGAGUCUCAAGAAACACCUUCAGAUGACAUUGCCCAGAAUCUUAAAUUAGAGAAAUCUCAAAAUAAUCCCUUGAGAAUUAGGGGCUGGGGAGAGAGGCCCUACAAGUGUGGAACUUGUGGAAGAGGUUUUGCUCAGAGCACCCUCAUCCAGCUCUGGUGGGUUCACUGGUGAGCGGCCCUGUCGCUGUCCUCAGUGUGGCAAGACCUUCUGUGGAGGCUCCAACCACAUUAAGCACCAGCAAAUCCACUGGAGAGAAGCCAUGUAUCUGUGGGGAGUGUGACAAGGGCCUUACAGUCACCUCCCUGCUCCUGGCUCACCAAGGGGUACAUACUGGCUAAAGCCCUAUGUCUGUUCCCAGUGUGAGAAGGCUUUGGGGGAUGGGUCAAAGUUGAUAAACCACCGAGGAGUCACAGAGGGGAGCAUCCCUUCUGCUGUCCCAACUGUGGUGAUAGCUUUAGUCAGAAGACCUUCCUCACCCAGCACAUCUGCUUGCAUGCAGGGGAGAAGACUUACAGAUGCUCUCAGGGGACUGGCCUGAGUGUGUCCACGGUGCCAGGAGGGCUUCCAGGAGGCCUGGAAGUUGACCAGGCCCCACAGACCAACCACCUGGCAGUGCAGGCAGCUGGGGACAAUGAGGCCCAGCAGCUCUACAAGUGUGGGAACUCAAACCCACACCCAAGAGAAACUCUACCAGGUUCUCCAGUGGGUAAGGCCUUCAGCCAGAGGUCCAACCUGGCCAGACACCAGAGAACCCACAUGGUACAGACCUAG